Caenorhabditis remanei is the source of this 1068-nucleotide messenger RNA. RefSeq lists its product as uncharacterized. Gene Ontology annotation, cellular component: lysosome. Gene Ontology annotation, molecular function: cysteine-type endopeptidase activity. The record is from RefSeq and is a predicted model, not a curated record. Bases 1 to 1068 code for a protein of 355 amino acids. NCBI's taxonomy places the organism in Eukaryota, Metazoa, Nematoda, Chromadorea, Rhabditida, Rhabditidae. The transcript is spliced from 6 exons.
AUGAAUUCUCUAACUUUCAUUAUUUCUUUGGUGGCACUUUUCUCGAUUUCAAAUGGAUUCCCAGCCACAUUGUUCCCUGAUCCAGAAUUCCAAGAUUUCCCGAUUCCGGAUACUGUAGAUGAGUUGGAUCCGAGUACUGUAGUCCAAUUAUUUAUUGAAUUUGAAAGAGAAUACAACAAGGAAUACAUGUCACCAUUAGACCAGGCGAAAGCUCGAUCUAUUUUUCAAUUCAAUGUCGAAAGCAUCAUCAGACUAAACCAGCAAUAUGCAAACACUUCCCUCCGUUUUGGUAUCAACUAUUACACAGACUUCUCAGAUUUGGAAUUCAAAGAAAAGGUCGCCAACUUGCAUGUGGAUUCAGUUUCUCAAGAUUCUCAAAUUGGGGAAUCAGCACCAAAUCUUGAAAAUAUUCCAACUUCUUUCGAUUGGAGAGACAGAGAGAAUACAGUGGGAGGAGUCAGUAAUCAAGGAUACUGUGGAUGUUCAUGGGGAUUCACUGUUUCUGCAGUCAUCCAAUCAGCCUUUUCCAUUCAAAACUCCAAAUUCUUCAUUCCAUCCGAACAGCAAUUAUGUGAUUGUGCUCAAGGAGGAAACUCUGGAUGUUCUGGUGGAAGUGUGAGAGAUGGAUUCGAAUAUGUGAAACAAAAUGGAAUUAUUUUGGAAGAGAAUUAUCAGAAACACAUUGAAAAACAUCAAGAAAUGUAUUGUGUUCAACAGAAAGAUUCAAUCCACGUGUCAAACUAUAAAUUCAUCCAACCAGCAAAGUCAUCUGAAAUUCAAAAAACUCUAAUUUCCAAUGGUCCGAUUGCAGUUGGAUUCAAAGUUUCCAACUCAUUCCGCCACUAUAAAUCUGGAAUUUUCUCUUUGAAUGAUUGCGAGAUUUCCGAUAAUUUUAUCGGAUGGCAUUCUGUAACAAUUGUUGGGUACGGUACCGAGAAUGAACAAGACUUUUGGAUAGCAAAGAACUCAUGGAGCCCCAGUUUUGGAGAAGAAGGAUUCUUCAGAAUUUCGAGAAAUGUUGAUUUGUGUCAAAUCGAAUCCAAAAUGCCAAUGUUUGUACAGCUCUAG